This is a messenger RNA of Saccostrea cuccullata (small rock oyster), 1256 nucleotides long. RefSeq lists its product as uncharacterized. NCBI's taxonomy places the organism in Eukaryota, Metazoa, Mollusca, Bivalvia, Ostreida, Ostreidae. The record is from RefSeq and is a predicted model, not a curated record. The transcript is spliced from 8 exons. The coding region runs from base 167 to 1123 and encodes 318 amino acids.
CAGAACAAUCUCAAAACAAAACCAACUGAACUCUAAAGUCAACGAGUUGCACGAAAGUUGUAGUUUACUUUGCGAAAUAGAGCAGAGAGGAGGCAGGAUAAAACGUGUUUCUGUCGAAACUUUGCUGCGGUUGUCAUCAAAGAAAAGUGCAAGGAUCAUUUCGACUAUGGAUGUGGAUAGAAAAAGAGAGGACCUACAUAAAAUAUUAUUAGAACAAGUCAAAAAGAACAAAAAGUCACAAAUGACUAUAGCUGUUAUUGGACCCCCUGGAGUUGGAAAAUCUUCCUUUAUCAAUACCAUGAUUGCCAGUAUAACCGGAGAAUAUAGACAAUGGGCGAAGACUGGACGCGGAGAAGGAGCAAUAACACUUCGCGCAAUCCCGGUAUUUCAAAAGAAGUACAUGGAAUUUGCAGACGAAAAUCUCCAGCAAUGUGUUUUUCCAGAUAUUCUAGACAUAGUGGGCUUUGAAGACAGUGAUGAUCAAGUAACACGGAAAGCAAUUGAGUUGUUAUUCUACGGAAGAAUUCCAUCCAAUGUCCUUGUUCACGAGUUUUUAAAUAAGAUGAGAACGAGUGGUACAUGGCCGGUGGAGAAAAUGUAUCCAUUAACAGCGGAAUGUAAAAAAAUCGACAGAGUUAUUUUUGUUGCUUCUGCAGCAAACUCGAAUUUACCACUUGAGCUUUGUAAUGCUGUCAGGGCUGUCAUUUCGAAAAAAAGAGAUAUUCCUAUCUUUGGUGUGCUGACGGGUAGAGAUAAAAGAUCACCAGCUUUAGAAAACUUUGAAAAGUUUGAGGAGAGGUUCAAAUCAGCUCUUGGUAUCUCUAACUUGAACUAUCUGCAUUGCACGAGCUAUUGUGACGAUAAUAUCAAUAAGAUUCGUGUUGUGGAAGCAAAGAAUUACCCAGAUUUAGACAUUCCUGUGCUGGAGUUUUUAAAACAGGUCUUGGAUCCAGCUUUGGAGAGCACAGAUAUAAUAAGGCCUGGUCGUUUUACAUGGAUUUGGUUCUUGGAAAUCUUAUACACAACGCCUGCAAAGUUUAAGGGGAUAAGUGCGAGUCACUGGGUGCUUGUUGCGAUAGUGAUCGCACUUCUUGUUGUCAUUUUGGCCAUUCUGUUAAAAUAAUAAAAAACAUUACUCGAUGUGGACAAAAGUUUAAAGGGUUGUUGAUUUUACAAGAUGCAUCAUUUAAUUGAUAUAAUCAGAAUUCGUAAAGGGAGAAGACUUAUUCUGUGUUUUCGAUCUACCAUUGUAAAGA